AUGAGCGCAAACGGCUUGAGGGUGCAGAUUGCAUCCUACAACGCGAACCUGGCUGGCGCCGAGACCACCCGCCACGAUCUGACACCGUGGCUCAUUCCCACGGCCGAGCAGAAGCAAGUAGUGCCCGUAUCAUCUCAGCCCCUGACUAACAGGAAGGUACUCCAAGCCGAUGUAUACAAAUCUACGAACCCUAGAGCGCUUUCCACCCAUCCGUCGCUGCCGCGCGAAGCACCGGACUUCUACGCAGUGGGCUUUCAGGAGCUCAUCCCACUUCAUACCGGUCUAUCUGGAACGGGUGCCACGGCGCUCUACAAUACGGAUCUCGAUAUUCGCCGAACUAUUCGACCUCACCAAGCCGUCGUCUCUGGCUCCGGGCUAUAUGCCAGUUUGGACGAAGGGGGCGGUCCCGAAGGCUACCCCCUGUUGUGCAGGGUCGACCUUGUUGGUAUCGCUCUCUUCGUGUACGCUCGUGAACGACCUGCUUUUUCGAUCUCGCAGGCAGCCUCGAAAAGCGCAAAGAGUGCGGCGCAUCGAGUCAAGGAGAUACGCACCGCCACAGUUGGCACUGGUAUUGCAGGAGUUAUGGGAAACAAGGGUGCUGUAGGUGCCCGUGUCGUCGUUGCUGCAGCAGACGGGAAAGGACCUGAUGAAGUUCUGACGUUUGUCAGUGCUCAUCUAGCGGCUCACGACCAUAAUGUGCCGCGACGAAACAAGGACUGGCAGCAGAUUGUUCAACGGAUGGUGUUCGACCCCUCUAGCGUGCAAAGGCUACCUGUUCUUCAAGACGCCAAUCAAAAACCAUUGCAACCCAGCGAUAUGGAUGCACUCAAAGAGCAACACGCAAAAGUCACCUCCGACAAGAUUUCCAGCAAGAUCAAGCCUCUCGACAAAAAGAGCUACACGGUGUACGACACAACUCAUCUCUUUGUGUUUGGAGACCUCAACCAUCGUGUUGCCUUGGGAAAGAGUUACAUCACGGGUGAGAAGUCAUCUUCCGAACUCACAAAGGAGACACUGGCUAAGGCUCUCGAGGUAGGAGAUUGGUCGCUGCUCGCAGAUCACGACCAACUCAGUCACCAGCGCUUGGCCGAGCCGCCGAAGGCCUUCCACGGCCUCACCGAGCUUUCCAUUGCCGAAACAGGCAUACCUCCCACCUAUAAGUACGUCGUCUCGAGACCUAGCAAGAAGACCAAAAAGAAGAACGCUGGUGUUACGUCGGAAGCACUUGAGGGACAGACGCUCAGCAAGAAGCGUAUUCCAGGUUGGACUGAUCGCAUCCUUUGGGCCUCAGCGCCCGCAAAGGAGGACAACGAUCGACACGGUGUCGAGGUCGAAUUCUAUCGCAGCAUCAUGCAGUACACCCAUUCGGAUCACAAACCCAUCACUGCGUUGCUGCGUCUUCCGCCUAACAGCCCUUCUUCGGCGUCGCUUUCAUCCUUGAACCCCUUCGAGCCGCUCGCCUCUUCCCAACGUAUUGUGCUCUCCACAAGUGGAGUAGUGCUCGAUAGACUCAUUGGAUACAUCUGGAGCCUGCUGCUGUUAGCAGGCGGAGGAAGUCUGGCUGGAGGUCUCAUCGAGGUGUUUGUUAUCGGCGUCAUUACUGCUUGGUGGUUCUCUCAGUCCAGGUCGUAG
Molecule: messenger RNA, 1632 nt
Organism: Mycosarcoma maydis (corn smut)
Lineage: Eukaryota; Fungi; Basidiomycota; Ustilaginomycetes; Ustilaginales
Exons: 1
Coding region: 1-1632 (543 amino acids)
Biological process (GO): phosphatidylinositol dephosphorylation
Molecular function (GO): phosphatidylinositol-4,5-bisphosphate 5-phosphatase activity
Source: RefSeq, a predicted model, not a curated record